Molecule: messenger RNA, 1358 nt
Organism: Erythranthe guttata (spotted monkey flower)
Lineage: Eukaryota; Viridiplantae; Streptophyta; Magnoliopsida; Lamiales; Phrymaceae
Product: RNA polymerase II transcription elongation factor
Biological process (GO): transcription elongation by RNA polymerase II
Cellular component (GO): super elongation complex
Molecular function (GO): transcription elongation factor activity
Source: RefSeq, a predicted model, not a curated record
CUCUGUUUCUCGUCCUCCCCAAAGCGCUUCAAGCAGAAAAAUCCCUAGGUCUGACAUUUGCAGCAAAUUUGUAAUCAGAAUUGAUAUUGAAAAAAACAAUGGCAGGAAUGAACAAUUCCGAUGAGCCGAACACGGCGCCGCAAGCCGAUCAAUGGUACAACCUAACCCUAGGGUCGUCGUUCAAGGAUCACAAUCCCUCCAAAUUCUGCACCUUACGCUAUGAGUUCAAGCCAGCUUCAAUCGACAAGAACCAGCGCGGUACAUUCCACAAGAGCAAGGACAAUAAAGUUGCUGUCGAGUUCCAAAACAUACAGCCCGGAAAGCCCAAAGUGUCCUUCGAAGGCUCGAGUGAGGAUUACAAGGAAAACGACGCUGUUCUUUUCUUCGACGGGGUUUCUUUUCGGUUGGAGCGUUUGCAUCGUGCUGUUAAACGGUUAAGGCAUAAGAGAACCCUCGGUGAAUCCACCACAGGUUCAGCAGCUGGAUAUGCUGGAGUUUCUGAUCCAAGCUCACCGCCAAUCGGGAGAGGGGUUAAGAAUAAUAAUCACCCUUCGUACAAAGACACGGUUCAUUCGCUGCCUGUUGAAGUUGAAAGAAUCGAGAUCGGAGAAAUCAAAAGCCCAGAACCAAAACCUAGACGAGAGAAGAGCAUCGAAUACCCUGCACCACAAUCCACCUCACCGAAUCCAUCUCCGGCGGACCUCAACUUCGACGACCUGGAGGAGCAUUUGGAUAUAAUGAGUGCCGACGAAGAAGAUGGCGGCACCACCACAGCGGCGGCGGCGGUGGCUGAUUUAGGCGCUGUUCCACAAGUGAAAGAAGUUGAAUUCGAUAUCAACAAUUUGCCGCUCCAGAAUGACACGGAUGACGAGAUUGCGGAAAUCGAUGCGAGCGAUGACGAGGCGGAGAAGGGGCCGAAUGCUGCGGAGGCGCUCAGAGCUCAGGUGAACGCGCAAGUGAAAGACGGGCAGACUUCGAGCAGUAGCAGUAGCAGCGGUAGUGAGAGUAGCGGAAGUGGUAGUGGGAGUAGCAGUAGUAGUGACAGUGAAAGCAGUGACGGUGAUUCAGUUCACUCCAUAUGAGGAAUCUGGAUUUCGCGCCACCUCAGCAUCGAGGUUUCCGAAUAAAAUAAAGGAACGUGAAGGAUUAUUUAUUGAUAGAUGACUUAUUUUAUAAUUGUUUUUCUUACAACUUUGAAUAUAAUGUCUAUGGAAGUGUAAGAUAGUUUGGGGGUGAGAUUUUUAUUGUACCAGCAGACAAUUUGUAUAGCAGAUAAUGUUAUUUGGUUGUGUAUUUAUUUAGCCAUUUUGAAAUACCAUGCAUUUUGCCUUGUUUAAUGAUAUGGGAGUUUUCGUCUG